CUGAUAUCGUGUGUAAAUAUAAAUACUAUGUAAAUAAAACAUUGUUUUUGGGAAGCAAUGUGGGCAAAGCAAGACAUAACAAUCCCUUUUUUACAAAAUCGUACUAAAGGUGCGCAGCCACACAAACUCGAGAUUCUUUCAAACUUAUACGGGCCCCACAUUCCACACGUGCACCUUCACCAACGGGAACUAUAUCACAGGCUCCUGCGUUUGAGCGCGUCGUGUUACCAGCAUUUCCUGUGUCUCAUAUCUGGAACGUACGAACUCUCCAAUGGAGCAAAGUAAUGCGAGAUGGGAGUGGUUCCGUUAUGAGGUCACGGUGAGGGACUGAACGCUCAGUAGCGAGCGCAAGCGGUAGACAGGAGACGGACGCGAUAGCUGGAAACGUUUAUUCACACAGCUGAAUGAAUCUCUGCUGGCAACAGAAAAAUAACAGGACCGCGUUUCCUUCGACAGGGAACUACUGAAAAAAAUCGCGCGUUGGCUUUAUAGGCGCAGGACAGGCUUGCAUACGAAAGACUCCAAGAAAAAAGAAAGUUUUCCUACGCGAAAACAAACUGGACGGAACAGUGCAGAAAUCGUGACGCAUAAGCCAUGCACUGGUUGUACAGCGUGGGAUAGUUCUUCUGGGGUCGUUCGUUUGAAGGGGAUGUCUUUUUGGUGGCUUUCUUCAACAAAAGUUUGACGCCAGGAACGCCGUAUUAUUCUGCACGACAAGAAAACACGUCUUUCUGAGCGGAACAUUUCUCGCGCUCGUCCAGAGUCGCUGUUUUCUUCUGUUUUUUGUUGGUUUGGCUGGAGGAUCCGUUCCUCGUCGUGUAGUUUGGGGGACAGGGGGUUGGUUGGAUAUCUAUAUUUUUCACUUUUCCUUCAUGGCCUCCUCCAGGAUGUAUCUUCUUAUGAAAUGCAUGCUGAUUUCCCAACUUGUGGUGUUGAUCGCGAAGAACAGUCGGGCGCUCAUUUGUUUGCCCUGUGAUAAGUCCAAAUGCGAGGAGCCCAAGCACUGUACGGGUACCGUGGUAUUGGGGAUCUGCGGCUGCUGCUCGGUUUGUGCCAAGCAGAAGAACGAGAGCUGCGGCGGCGUUUACGGUCUGUACGGGACCUGCGACCGCGGACUCCGGUGCGUGAUCAGACCCCCGUUAAACGGCGGCUCCAUCACGCAGUACGAGGUUGGAGUUUGUGAAGAUGAAAACUGGGAUGAUGACCAGCUAUUGGGCUUUGAGCCAUGCAAUGAAAACCUGGUUACGGGCUGUAACAUCAUUGAUGGGAAGUGUGAUUGUGACAGUGUACGAACAUGCAACAACCCAUUUGAGUUCGCUAGCCAGGAAGCCUGUCAGACAGCCCUGCAGAAGAUUGAAGAGGAAAGGCCGGACUGCUCCAAGGCAAGAUGUGAGGUGCAGUUUUCUCCACGCUGCCCUGAAGACUCUAUAUUGAUCGAGGGCUAUGCUCCACCAGGUGAAUGUUGCCCCCUGCCCAGCCGCUGCGUGUGUAGCCCAGCCGGGUGUCUGAGGAAAGUUUGCCAGCCUGGGCACCUCAACAUCCUUGUAUCCAAGAGCUCAGGCAAACCUGGCGAGUGUUGUGAUCUCUACGAAUGCAAACCAGUGUUCAGUGUAGACUGCAGCACAGUAGAGUGUCCACCAGUGAAGCCCGUCCAGUGUCCGGCGGACAGCUAUGAAACUCAGGUCAGACUAACAGCAGAUGGCUGCUGCACCCUUCCUACCAGAUGUGAGUGUUUGCCUGGCCUCUGUACCUUCCCAAAGUGCUCAGCGGGGACUUCCCCACAGGCCGUGUCCCGUGGCGAUGGAACACCUGGGAGGUGCUGUGAUGUGUUUGAGUGCGUCAACGAGACAAAGCUGGCCUGCACUUUCAACGGAGUGGAGUACCUUGACGGGGACAUGUUCAGGAUGGACGCCUGUCGCUUCUGCCGCUGUCAGGGUGGGGUGUCCGUGUGCUUUACAGCCCAGUGCGGCGUCCUCCACUGCGAACGCUACUACGUCCCUGACGGAGAGUGCUGCCCUGUCUGUGAAGACCCCAUCUACCCAGUGCUCAAUUUAGCCGGCUGUUAUGUGAAUGGGCAGAUCCUGGCCCACGGGGACCAUUGGCGUGAGGAUGACUGUACCUUCUGCCAGUGUGUGAGUGGAGAGGCCCGCUGUGUGGCAGCUGCCUGCGGCCACAGCUGUCUCAAUCCUGUCACUGUGCCUGGAGAGUGCUGCCCUGUGUGUGAGGAACCCACCUACAUCACGAUGGCGCCCCCUGCCUGCGGCUCCCUGGGCAACUGCACGCUGGAGGAAAAGAGCUGCCUGUAUGGCUUUCGGCUGGACUCCAACGGCUGCAGGACCUGCAGCUGCAAGACACGAGAAGAAUUGUGCAGUGGUCUAAUUGCCAGCUGCACUCUGAAAUGCCCUUUUGGCUUCCAGACUGACAUUCAUGGCUGUGAUGUUUGCCAGUGUCGCCCAAGUCACAAGAAGUGCAAAGCUGUGGCCUGUGCCAAGGACUGCCCAUUCGGCUAUAUUAAGAACAAGCAUGGCUGUGACACCUGCCGUUGUAAGAAAUGCCCUGAACUGCCAUGUGACAGGUCCUGUCCAAUGGGCUUCCAGCAUGAUGAGUUGGGCUGUCUGAUUUGCCAGUGUAAAGAUCAGAGCUCAUCGUCUGUGGCUCCAGCAGUGAAAUUGGGCUCCUGCCUGUCUAUGGACGGCCGCAGGCACGAGAACGGGCAGAGCUGGCAUGACGGAUGCAGGGACUGUUACUGCCAUGCCGGGAGAGAAAUGUGUGCCCUUAUUUCUUGCCCGGUUCCCCCUUGUGAUAACCCCACCAUCCGACCUGGCCACUGCUGCCCCACCUGUCCAGAAGAGUCCAGUUCCCAUAAACCGGAGCUGAGUGAGGCGUCCGUGUGUUUGGCUCCGGGUGGAGAGUACUUUGUGGAGGGAGAGACGUGGAACAUUGACUCCUGCACUCAGUGCACCUGCCACAGCGGCCGUGUGCUCUGUGAGACGGAGGUGUGCCCGCCUCUGCUCUGCCACAGUCCAAUCAGAACGCAGGAUUCCUGCUGCCCUCACUGUCCAGAUGAUCCAGUCACCCCUCAGGUGCCCAGUAAUGACAGCAUGCCCAGCUACUGUAGGAAUGAAGAUGGUGAUAUCUUCUUGGCUGCUGAGUCCUGGAAGCCCAACGUCUGCUCCAGCUGUGUGUGUCUAGACGGAGCCAUCAGCUGCUUCUCUGAGUCCUGCCCACCGGUCAACUGCGCCCGGCCCAUGCUCAGGAAGGGCCAGUGUUGUCCAUACUGUCUAGAUGCCACGCCGAGGGCCGUGUGUCAUUUCAAUGGGAAGACUUACAUGGACGAGGAGCGAUGGGACAUUGACAGCUGCACUCACUGCUACUGCCUGCAAGGCCAGACCCUCUGCUCGACUGUCAGCUGUCCUGUCUUACCCUGCCAUCAGCCGGUCACCGUGGAGGGCAGCUGCUGCCCCAUGUGUCCAGAGAGCUACGCUCCCACAAACGUGCCCAUCGAGAAGACGGACCAACGAGGAGACAAGCAGAGACAUCAACCCGCCUGGCCGACUCAUAGUGAAAACGAUAUUAUGCCAAAGAUCACAGGUGACUUCGGAAGCCUGCAGAUGCCCUACCUAGACGGCAAGACACCACAACCCAGUGAGGAUGCUGGUCUGCACUGGGCCUGGGUGGCAUUGCCCAUCCUAAUGAUGAUGCUCACUAUCGCCGCCCUGCUGUUGGUCAACCAGCGUAAGCAGUGGAUCCCUGUGCCUUGCUACCGCACUCCCAAUAAGCCCACAUGUCUCAAUAACCAGCUGGUGUAUGUGGACUGCCAGAAGGGGACAAAGGUCCAGGUGGACAGCUCCCAAAGCAUGCUCCGCAUUGCAGAUCCUGACUCAAGAUACAGCGGUUACUACAGCAUGCAGAAACACAACAACCUGCAAGCUGACAACUUCUACCAGACCGCGUGAGACACAGGAGAGAGAGAGAGAGUGAGUGAACGAGAAAGAGAGAGACUGAGCCCGUGUUCAGCUGCCAAACCUUUGCGGCACAUGGACACCUACUAAAAAAACUGUAGAGACGGACAAAGCCACCAAACCAAGUGGUCAGAGAAGAGACCCUGAUACCGAAUAACAAUUAUGAUAAGUCACUCCAAACAAAUCAAAAAAAUAUAUCACACGUCAACACCGAAAGUCUCACCAGGAGAUGGAAGCCGCACCUAUGUAACCGAACCAUUACGGAGUGUGAUUGUUAAAUUGGAGAGAACUCUUCCAGAAUAUUUUUGUGAAUCAGAAGUAUGGUAGGUUGAGCAUCUUUUGUGUGUAAGCGUGAGAUUUCGUGGAUGUUCAGGCACAAGUUGAAGUUAGUCGUGAAGUCAAAUGAACGUUUUGGGGAUUAGGACAACUGGGGUGUUGUUUUUGUUUGUUUUCAACAAUAUUUUUCCUGCAUUCCUAACUUUUUCUGUUGGAAAAGAGAGAAUUAUUUUAGGAGUGAUAACUUUUGACACAAGUGCUUGUGUGAACACUUAAUGCUGAACCAAAGCUCCUCUGUCUACAAAACCAGACCAGGCGAGAGGCCGAGGAGGGACGUUCGCUUCCCUGAGACAGAGGAGAAGCUGGACUGUGUACGAAGCACAGCAGAGAGAUGGGUAGAGGGAAAAAAAGAGGGAAAAUCAGAUGAAAGAAAAUCUGUUGUUGCAACAGAUGCAUUUUUGUAGAAGAUGCUACUGUAAGAUUGUGAUUUCCCCAGUUGAUGUGGGUGAGUUUGGCCGUUUUUGUUUUGUUUUUUUGUUUUUCUCUUUAAAAGACAAAAGGAGGAAAACAGAGUAAGCUGCUCUGUGGACAUGAGCUCUUCCUGUUAAUGGAUGUGUGGGGUCUCUAUGUUGUAUUUCUGCUUACAUGUACAAGCAUUUUCCCAUUUAAUCAUACAAACACCAUUUUUUUUUCUCCCACAACUAAGGGCAGAUUGACACUCCUAGCAAAUAUGUAUUUUCCUGAAAUGAAUCAGAAGAAUGUGAAGCGAGAUGCAGGAACAUAGUGUUAGUGGAUUGGAUUUAAGGCUAUGCUUUACAAGUGCUGCUUUUUUGCUUUGAUUCUUUAAACCUCAUUUUGUAGGGAUGGAAACCAGUAGUGAGAAACGUUUACCAAGAAAACUGAAUUAAAGGGCCUUAUUCCUGAAAUGUGAGCAGAAUGGGUUUUUGUGUAAAUCACUCCAAAAACAUUCCUAAGUUUAAAAGUUUUUGUAAUGUUCGUGUAAAUUUAUAACUGAGGUGUAACAGUAUACAUAUUCACACCAAAAAAAUUCAGUACGGGUCUUUUGGUUCUGUACACAUUUUAACACCUACAUGUGUGUCUGGAAUGCAUAUAGAAAUCGUAAGGGAUAUCAAUAUAUUUUCAAACGAUAUAUAGGAUAUUUAGGACAAUACCGUUUAUAUCGAUAUACUUUGAUAUUGUUAACACAUUUGAAAGUCAACACAGAAUAAAGAGUGAGCUGCUGCGGGGAAAUAAAAAAAAAAAAUGUCCUAAACAUGAGACAUGCUUAAAGGGAUACUCCAUCGCAAAAUGAAAAUUUUGACAAAAUUUUCAUUUUGGGGUGGAGUAUCCCUUUAAGAGUUUCGAACUAAUUAAGCAUGUUUUCAUCAGCACAUGGAAUCUUGCAGUUUUAUCUUUAUCUGUUAACGUGAAAAGUCAUGUGAGUGUUUCCAUUUUGCAAGAAGGCUUGCCCUGACAGCCAAUGGGUGUCCAUCAGACUUUACUGAAGGAGUAGCAAUGCAUGCAUGCACGUCAAACAGUCAGAGCGCAUUAAUUUUAAAUAAAAGAUUUUGCUAAUAUAUUUUACAUCCAAAAGUGGAAAAACUUAAAAUCUCUGAUGGAAAACCACUCUUAAGUUGUUUUAUAAAAAAAUUUAUACACAAAAAAUACAAAUUUGAUGGCAAUUUUCCUAAGAGCGAUCUUACAAAUUAUUUCUAAAUACUAUUAGUUCUGUGAAUAAUUUACACAAAAAAGUUGUAAAUUGUCGAGAUUCUGAAUUGUCGGCAGUUUACAUAAGAAUGGUCUUAUGAUUGCUACAAACUAGUAGUUCUACGAUCUAUUUACACAAGUUCUUAGUUACCAGAAAUUUACAAAUAUUUUACAAACAAUUUACACCAAUAUUAAAUUGGCUGAAAAUUACAUAGGUUUAACAAAUUAUAAUUAGUAGUUCUAUGACGAAUUGACACAAACAGUUGUCUACAGUUUAUGAGAGAAUGGUUCUACGAGAGAUUUACACAGAAGUUGUGCCAGUGUUUCAUGAAUGAGGUCCAAAAAAAUGAUCAAAUGACUUUUAGUAGGGGAUCUGAGAGAAACGUAUAAUGUUUUUGGAUAAAUGUUUCCUGUUUUCUUUAUUUGUACUGUUCACGAAACUGCCUCCUUUUCUGGGAGCUUUGAAGCAUUACUGAGGCACCUUUGUGUUCUGGUUUUCUAGCUGAGAACGAAUUUGGCUUCAAAAAUCCAAAGCUAUUAUAGGAACAUUUAUGUACAUAUUAUUACUAAAAUGAAAAGACCUGAAAUAUUAUGUGUGUAUGUAUAUGUGUUCGCAUGUACGUACGAGUGCACACACACAAAUGCACAUGUACGCACACAUGACUUCUCUUCAUUGGUAAGUUUCUUAGUUCAUUUUCCUAAUGAAUGUAUUUAUGAUUGAGCAAAAUAAGAGAUUUAUAUAAUGGCAAACUGAUGAUGACAGGCAUUCCAUUGCCUUUCUUGUUUGAUGGUAAUUAAAAAAGCACAGACGAUGAUGAUAGAGAAAGAAAGACAAACAUCUCAUUCUAUCUUUAUUUUUGUGUGUAUUUUUUCUCUCUCGUUUUCUCGUAGAGUUUUGCUCAGUUGAACGUUUUGGGGCCCAUAAGAGUCACUUUGGCUUUGUUCAAACAGGCAAAAUUCUGAUGUUUUGGCUUAUCCAACUUAAAAUUGUUUUUUGAAGUGUGAAAUAUAAGACCACAAGAAAUCUAAUUUUUACUUAUGACAGUGUGGACAGCCAAUUCUAAAGAUCAGAUUCGUGAUUCUGAGAAUUGUGAUCUUACAGCUAAACUAUGAAGCUCUCUUUUCAUUGUUUCCUGUCAUGAGUCCCUUCAAGUGUCAGAACUACUGGAAUGUUGAUGGACACAAGCUGUUGAAGUGAGGGGGCGGGGCGAGACGAGGGGCGCGGUAGUGGGAGGGGAGAAUGGGUGGGGCUGGUUAUUUGUGAUAGUUUGUCUUGGUUGUCUUUAUCUCUAUGUGAUAUUUUUUGUAGAGCUAUACAACUUGGCACUUUUACAUAUGGAGAGAAGUAACCUAUGUGUUUCUUUCUUAUUUUGGUUUUGUUUGAUAACUAAUCUUUUUUGUAGAAUGAGUUGCCCUUCUUUUUUUUUUUUUCUAAACCCUUGUGGGACCCUGUGAAGCAGUAAUCUCUUGAAAACACUUCCAAGGCACACUUCACUCUUAAAUCAAAUAUUAUAUUUUGAAGAAAGAAAAUCAAGCCUUUUUUAAAACAAUUUUCAAUUUGCAUUGUGACAUUAUUUUUAUAACAAUUAAGCACAUUUUCUCUGGGGCAUUUUUUUAGAUGUAUUAUUUAUUUUUUUAAUUAAAUGCAGAGUCAAGCAGAUAAAUGGUCUGUGGCCUGCUUCAAAUGAGUGGCAUUGUAACAUCAUAAACAUUAUAUCAAACAUUUAUCGAACUCUUGUUAUCGUUUUAUCGUGGAAAAUUGUAUAAGGAUAAUUAUCAUUAUCAUUGAUUUAUCGCCCAGCCCUAAUUACAGUAAUAGGAAUUUUCUGUAUUGCAGUAAUGAUAGUUUUGAUAAAGAAUGUGCUUAAUUGUCAUGAAAACCGUCAUGAAUUAAUCACAAUGCAAAAAUGUAUAAUGUUUUUGUUUUAUUUUACUUUUUUCUUCUUCUUCUUCUUUUGAUGUUGGGCUGAAAUAUGACCCAGAUGUUAGUUUUGUGGGAUUCACCCACUGAUACAUUUGUUUUAGAACUUUUUAAUUACAACAUUCAAUUCUGUAAUAAAUAAUAGCCACGUAUUCACAACAUCACUUACUGUAUUAUGACCACAAUGCUAUAAAGUCGCAGUUUAGUCUUAAUUCAAGCACAUAAAUGUGUAGAUGUAACCGAGAUGUAAGUUUUUACUGGCAAGGCUUGCUCUUGAGGAUCUAAGGCUAAUUAGAGAGAUCUGGACCUUCGCUCCUGUUUAUUCUUUACCACGUUUCUGUUUUGUGGAAGUUAAACAAUUGAUUGGUAGUCCUGUCUUCCAGUCACGGCCAAUCAAAAAGCCUCAGAAAGACAAUAAACAGCAAUUAUUAAUGGAUCGCUGGAGAGAGCGUUGCCCUGGAGGACCCAGUCACGUUUACAAAAAUAAACUCAACAGCAUUUCAGCAAGAUGUCAUCCAUAUUUAAUGAGCCAUGUGAAAUCUGUGCAUAGCCCACUUUCAAGUUGAAAUGCAAUUUCCACACACAAAACAACAUUUCCUCCUCAUUGCCUCUGAACACACUGUGCUUGCGUUCAUGGAUGAAAGCCAAUGAACACUACUGACUGGAUUUGAUUAGGGCAGACCUGCACAUUUAUUUGGGUCUUACAGGGGGAGGCUUUUUUUUUUCUUUUUUAGUGCAUUCUCUAAGUAUUGUUGUAAAUACUUGAGUGUCACUCGCCAAAACUUACAAAAAAAAGUUGAAUAAAAAAAAAUACAAAAAAGUUUGGAGAAAAUUAGAGAUGUAAUAUAUUGUCUAUGACCUUAAUAAUUUAUUGUUGAGCAGAAAAACUGAACUUAGUGGAAGACGCAGCUCAAAUCACAAAUGUUUGUGUUGUGUUGAUCUCUCAAAGAACGUUUCAAAGUUCAAGAUUUCAUAGAGUGUCCGUUUGUUCUUUUUCUUCUUAUUAUUUUGGUUCUUCUGAGAGCACAACAAUGUCCGUUUUUCAAAACUAUUCUAAGCAAGUUUAUUUGUUCCAAGAAAUUGAAGCCCAAGAAGCUUCUAGAAAUGUGUCCCCGUUUCCCCUCUCCACCCUCUCAUGCUUUCUUUCUACAUGAAAUAUCAACUCUUCUUGAGUUUGUAUACUACUGGUGUUUAAUGUUCAUGUAAAAAAUAAUGUCAACAUGGGUCAUGAUACUGCAGAUUUACAUAUAAAAAAAGGGUAGAUGAAAAGUUGACUCAGAAUUCCUGUAGCACAGCAGUUUUUUUUUUUCAGUUUCUCAUAUAAUUUUGUUUCUUUGCAGCACAAUAAAUACUUUUUAAACAAA
Messenger RNA from Cyprinus carpio (common carp), 9230 nucleotides. RefSeq names its product cysteine-rich motor neuron 1 protein-like. NCBI's taxonomy places the organism in Eukaryota, Metazoa, Chordata, Actinopteri, Cypriniformes, Cyprinidae. The record is from RefSeq and is a predicted model, not a curated record. The transcript is spliced from 17 exons. The coding region runs from base 873 to 3956 and encodes 1027 amino acids. Gene Ontology annotation, cellular component: extracellular region. Gene Ontology annotation, molecular function: protein binding; serine-type endopeptidase inhibitor activity.